CACACGACAGAUCCAAAAUACGCGGCGGAAUUGAAUCGGUACUGCAUCAAUCAUCUGAAAUAAAACACACGUGCGGCAUGGACGCGAAAACGAGGCGCGCACUUGCGAUUAUUGUGUGCUUGAGUAACAUUUACUCAUCGAGUGCGUUUGGCGCGAAUUUUCGACGAAACUUGCCCAUCUUCACCUCUCAAGUGCAUUACAAUUUAACGAACGCCGAUGUCACGAUAGACAAAACGCCAUAUACAGACUUCGAAACAUUUGGUUCCUCUUCCGAAAAACUGAACGUUUGUGAUGACUGUGUUUGCGGAGUUGCGAGACAUUCGCGAAUUGUUGGCGGUAAUGUAACGAGCGUUCACGAGUAUCCCUGGCUUGUGAGCAUGUACAAGAGAGGCACGUUUUACUGCGCCGGUAGUGUAAUAACGCGUAAACACGUCCUCACAGCAGCACAUUGCUUGUCAGGAUUUGAUAUUAAAAGCAUCACGCUUGUCUUAGUGGAUGCGGACCAUCCUAAGAUAGGCAAGAGCGCUAUAGUUCGAGGAAUUCACUCAGUGACAAUUCACGAAAACUACCAGGCUUAUUCUUACGAUAAUGACAUCGCGAUCAUACAGAUGGAUCAACCUGUGAUCAUAGGCGAUGCUAUACGAACGGCGUGUCUGCCCGAAGACAAAAACAUCGAUUACACGGGGGCAAACGCAACCAUCGUUGGUUGGGGUCGUACUGGAGAGCACAAACCUUUGAGUGACGAGUUGCGUAGAGUCAACGUGCCGAUUUUGUCAAUGGAGGAAUGCGCUCUAGCGGGAUAUGCGAAAGAUCGCAUUACCGAAAACAUGUUCUGCUCUGGCUUUCUUCAAGGGGAAUUCGAUGCUUGUUUCGGUGACAGCGGCGGCCCGCUUUUAGUUAAAGGUGUACAUGGACAACUCGACGUAAUAGGUCUGGUCUCUUUCGGUCGUGGCUGCGCUCGUCCAUCAUUCCCGGGAAUAUACACAAAAUUGACUAAUUAUAUUGACUGGUUCAAGGAUCACCUGCACGGCGAGUGCGUCUGUCAUCGGCCGCAUCAGCGAGUGAAUUAAAGACACGUUGUAAAUUAAAUUUUGUAAAUAGAUUAAACGCGCGCGCGAGCGCGCGCACUCCGUACUACUUACAGACGAAAUAGCAAAUGAUUAGAUUAGCGUUGCAAUAUUUAUUAUUUUGUUUCAUCGCUAAGCUGACAAAAAAAUUAUUUAUGAAAUUCUUCUGUUUCGGAUUCUAUUUAAGUAGCUGUUACAUGACUAUGUCACACGCACGCACAUGCAAGCGUGCGUGUGCGUUUGCAAAAUUCAGAAAAAAUUGUUAUCAACUAUUUUCUGUAAUUAUGCAUAUGUAUUAUUUCGCGCAAUAAGUAUUGCGAUAAAAGGCGCAAUCACGUUACGGUCGGAGAAAUGUUACUUGCUUUUUUGAGUGUACUCUUACUUGAUACUGUGCAACAUUGGGAAAGUCCCAUGCUCUUAAUAUCACAUAAACCAGUCCCAUCAAUCACGUGACUUUUGAACAAGGUUGCAAGUAGUCCGUUAUAUAUCAAUUGAACUUAAACUGAGUGACGUUGAGAGCCACAAAGUUGCGUCACGACAUUCAAACUAUUGAAUACGUGUCUAGUCCAGUGUA
Pseudomyrmex gracilis is the source of this 1641-nucleotide messenger RNA. Its product is annotated as trypsin 3A1-like. Lineage: Eukaryota; Metazoa; Arthropoda; Insecta; Hymenoptera; Formicidae. Gene Ontology annotation, biological process: proteolysis. The coding region runs from base 78 to 1070 and encodes 330 amino acids. The record is from RefSeq and is a predicted model, not a curated record. Gene Ontology annotation, molecular function: serine-type endopeptidase activity. The transcript is spliced from 7 exons.